UCAUAUGAGUUCACGGCAACUGAUGAAGAUGUGACAAUGUUAUAUUCGACAAGGGACACCCUCAGCUAUGGAGCACCAAAACCGAGCUCGCCGGCACCGUUCAUCCUUGGAAGGGGUUAUCGUUCCUUCAUCCCAACCCUUGAAGCCUGAAGAGCGUAACCUCGCGAUCCGAAUCUUCAAUGAGAUCAUUUCGGACUUUGAACCAUCUCAGACGACGACAGAUACUGGCUAUAAACCAGUCACUCUGAUCCGUCUCAUGAAAUGUGAGGUUUCUGAGAAAGACGAGUUCUUGAAUCUCUUCUUCUCUUUUCUCCAGCGAGACAUGCUUGACGAAUGCGAGGAAGAAACUGGGCUUAACCAAAUCCUGUCACAUCUCACUGGUUUUAAUAACUGGCCAUGAGAUGAAAAAGCCAUAUUAAUGGGAAGCCUUUCUUCCUUCGCUAAUUUCUUCUUGCCCUUGAAAGCACUGGCAGUAAAAACCCCUCAACCGACUCCAGCAAGUUCCCAAUCUAAAACACCCGAAACCGCAAUUGGCACCCCUCAACGUGUUUCAAAUCUGCGACAAGCGUGCCUUAUACGUGACCGCC
Messenger RNA from Penicilliopsis zonata CBS 506.65, 587 nucleotides. RefSeq lists its product as hypothetical. NCBI's taxonomy places the organism in Eukaryota, Fungi, Ascomycota, Eurotiomycetes, Eurotiales, Aspergillaceae. The coding region runs from base 68 to 400 and encodes 110 amino acids. The transcript is spliced from 3 exons. The record is from RefSeq and is a predicted model, not a curated record.